Messenger RNA from Diuraphis noxia (Russian wheat aphid), 1480 nucleotides. It is a transcript of the gene NO66, whose product is annotated as Bifunctional lysine-specific demethylase and histidyl-hydroxylase NO66. Gene Ontology annotation, cellular component: nucleolus. Lineage: Eukaryota; Metazoa; Arthropoda; Insecta; Hemiptera; Aphididae. The record is from RefSeq and is a predicted model, not a curated record. Gene Ontology annotation, molecular function: histone H3K4 demethylase activity; histone H3K36 demethylase activity.
ACACACAAUAUAAAUAAAUAUCAACUGUCAAUGAUUGAAUGGUACUCUAAACUCUUCUUCAACACUAUUGGACAUUGGUUUCCUAUUUACUUAGUAAUUUCUCAAUAGCAAGCAAUGCAAGUACGUUUAUUCUGUGGUUCUGCUAAAGCCUAAAGUUUAAUAUUUCGAUACAUUAACAGACMAAAAUUUUUGUCUAUUGUAACUUUUGAGACAAAUGUACGUAUGUGCUUGCAAUUGAAAAAAAAAGCCAAUCAUAAAGAAAGUUCGAACAGUAAGUAUGUCUGCUUUUGAGUACUAUGCCAAGAAGAGUGUUACUGAAGAUAGUGUGAACCGUAAACGUAAAAACAAGAAGAAAUUAAAAAAAACUCCUGUUAAAAUUUCUAAAAAUGAAAAAGGCGAUGAGAAUCCAAAAAAAAUCAAGAGCUUUGAUCUGGAUAAAAUUUAUAACUUAAACUUAAAAGAUUCUUCCAAAACUGGUCAAAAAUUGUUGGAAUGGCUAAUACAUCCAAUCAGUAUUAACGAUUUUAUGAGGGAUCAUUGGGAAAAAGCCAUCUUGCAUKUGCCAAGAAACAGUUCUGAUUACUUUUCACAAUUGUUCUCUCUAACUGAACUUGAUACCAUUCUUCGUGAAAAUAACCUUCAGUAUGGAACAAAUGUAGAUAUCACGUCUUAUACAGACAAUAUUCGCGAAACACAUAAUCCAGUUGGCCGAGCUCAACCUCAUGUUGUGUGGGAUUAUUACACCAAUGGAUGUAGUGUCCGGUUACUGAAUCCUCAGCUAUUUGCCCCAGAAAUUUAUAAAUUCAUGGCUAAUUUACAAGAAUAUUUUGGCUCAUUAGUUGGUUGUAAUGUUUACCUUACACCACCAUUUUCUCAAGGUUUUGCUCCUCACUACGAUGAUAUUGAAGCAUUUGUUGUGCAAGUGGAUGGUGAAAAACAUUGGAGGGUUUAUAAACCAAGAAGUGAAUUUGAAACCCUGCCAAGGAYUUCAAGCCGAAAUUUUCAUCCAGAUGAAAUAGGUGAACCAAUUCUUGAUGUAAUAUUAAGACCUGGAGAUUUUUUAUACAUGCCAAGAGGAUACAUUCAUCAAGCUGAUACUUUAUUUACAGAAACACAUUCUUUACAUUUGACAUUUUCAUCAUAUCAACAAAAUUCUAUAUAUGAUUUUCUCAAAGUGGUGGUUAAUAAUUCUUUAACUAAUGCUGAGAAGAAUGAUGUAUCCUAUAGAUCUGGAUUGCCUGUUGGAUACCAACAUUUUGGAGGCUUAUGUGAAUCAGAAAAAUCACUUCCAAAAACUGUUCUAAGGCAACAGUUCGAAAAUAAAAUCAAACAAUUAUUAACAAAUUUAAAAAAUCACAUGAAUCUUGAUCAUGAUAUUGACAUGUUUUCAUUGAAAAAUUAUUACACAAAUUCAUUGCCGCCAUCAAUAUGUAAUGGUAAGUUACAUAUUAUUAGAAGUUAAAAAUAAAUAACAUUAAUA